AUGAAUACAGAUUCAUCGUCUGUGAAUAGACACUGUUCGAAUGAUGUAUUAACACAAGCAUUGGGUACGAAAGAGCACAAUGGUCGUGUGCAUGGGGUUGGUGGAUACGUUACUCCAACAACGUACUUUCAUUCAGUUAAGAAAACAUCAAAAUAUGAGGUAAACAUUCUAGUUGAGAAUGAAGAACUCCGUAGGCGAGUUAGUGAAUUAGAGGCACAAAUUCGCUCAAACUUAUCUACACCAUUGUCUGCACACGGGAGUUGUUCAAGGCCAAUAGUGUUAGAGGGGAUUGAAGAGAAGGGUAAGAGAAUAGAAGUGGAAUCGUUGGACAAACCAAAACAUAAGGAAAAGAAAGGGAAGGAGGUGAUGAAGAUGAAUGAACCAGAGUUGGACGUCUUGAAGGAGAGGGACUUAAUAAAAAUGUCUACAGAAAAAGAAGUUGUAUGUGAAUCGACAUCAACUUUGCCAUUAGCGUUGAAGUCGAUUCUCAGAUAUGCUGAGAAGGUAAUGGAGAAAGAUUCCAGCAUCACUUUUUCACUACCCGCUGACCUUUUUGGCGUUAGUCGAAAGACUUCUGUGCUUCGAGAGGAUAUCGUUGAUCUUUGUAACAUGAACGAAGUGAAAACGUUUACAUUGGUGGCCUAUAUGAUGUACUUGUAUUCAUCUGUUAGUGAUUCGAAAGAAAAUAUGCAGUAUGUCUUUGUAGAUCCGUCCCUAAUCUCUUCUGGAAACACACAAGAAUCUCGAAUUCGAAACUUGUGUAGUAGAUUGAUGGUGUCCAAACCCGACCAAGUAGUUCUUGCUCUUUUUAAUCUCGGUUAUUAG
Cucumis melo (muskmelon) is the source of this 825-nucleotide messenger RNA. RefSeq lists its product as uncharacterized. The record is from RefSeq and is a predicted model, not a curated record. The transcript is spliced from 4 exons. NCBI's taxonomy places the organism in Eukaryota, Viridiplantae, Streptophyta, Magnoliopsida, Cucurbitales, Cucurbitaceae. Bases 1 to 825 code for a protein of 274 amino acids.